Schistocerca cancellata (South American locust) is the source of this 3202-nucleotide messenger RNA. It is a transcript of the gene Ogg1, whose product is annotated as N-glycosylase/DNA lyase. Gene Ontology annotation, biological process: base-excision repair; nucleotide-excision repair; base-excision repair, AP site formation. The coding region runs from base 84 to 1196 and encodes 370 amino acids. Lineage: Eukaryota; Metazoa; Arthropoda; Insecta; Orthoptera; Acrididae. The transcript is spliced from 5 exons. The record is from RefSeq and is a predicted model, not a curated record. Gene Ontology annotation, cellular component: nucleus. Gene Ontology annotation, molecular function: 8-oxo-7,8-dihydroguanine DNA N-glycosylase activity; damaged DNA binding.
UUCGCGCGCUAUUGAAGCGUGAUAGGUUGUUGCUUUGUGUAUUGUUUAUGUCAUUGUUUUGAUUCUCCCUCUAGAAAAUAAUUAUGAUAAACCUUCUUGAAGAGCCAUGGUACCGACUAUUGUGCAAGAGAAGAGAUUUGAAUCUGCAGUACACGUUAGGUGGCGGACAAUCUUUCAGGUGGAAGAAGAUUAAUGAAAAUGAAUGGUGGGGAAUCUUCUGCAGCAGAUUUUGGAUGUUAAAACAAACAGAUAACUUCAUACUAUACAAAGUUGCUAAACAAGUCACACCUUCUAAGAAGUGUUCUGUUUUGCUUAGUGAGCUGCAUGAAGAUUUGUCUCUAAAAAAAUUCCUUGCUCAUUUAAGUACAGACUCAGUGACUCUUAGUGAAGAAGAAAAGAAACUUCAAAUAUGUGAUGCAGCAGAUGAACUGAAUGGAAUGCUGCUCUGUAAAUACCUUAGACUGGACACUAAUUUAGAAGAGUGCUAUAACCGUUGGGGUCAACGUGAUCCUAUAUUUCAGAAAGCAGCUAGCAAAUGUUAUGGUGUAAGACUUCUGUGUCAGGAACCACUAGAGACAAUACUGACAUUCAUUUGUUCAUCAAACAAUCACAUUAAAAGAAUUACCUCCAUGAUAGAGAAAUUGUGUUCAUUAUAUGGGGAGGAAAUUGGGGUUAUUGAUGGUGUGAAGUAUUUUGAUUUUCCUGAUGUAGAGCAGCUUGUGGCACCUUCUGUCCAUGGUACACUGGCAAAAGCAGGAUUUGGUUAUAGAGCUGGCUUUAUUCACAAAUCAGCAUGUAUGAUCCAAGAGUUGGGUGGAUACGAGUGGAUAAAUAAGCUUAAGCUGCUGCCAUAUGAAGCUGCGAGGAAAGAACUUGUAAGACUGCCAGGUGUUGGCUUCAAGGUUGCAGAUUGCAUAUGCCUUAUGUCAUUGGGCCACUUAAAUGCAGUACCAGUGGAUACACACAUACAUCAGGUUGCAAAACAGCAUUAUAUGAAAAGUCUGCGAAAUGCAAAAACGCUCUCUAAUACUUUGUAUUUGGACAUUAUGAAAUUCUUUCAGGACAUUCAUGGCCCAGAUGCUGGAUGGGCACAGACGGUAUUGUUUUGUGCUGAUUUGAAGAAUAUUGGAAAUGAGCAAACUCCUGAAGAAAAUGGUACAGGAGAAACAAAAACAAAAAAGAAACGGACUAAAUAAAUUAAAGUGGAAAACUACUGAGUGCUGUCCCCAUGUCAAAUAACAGAAAGAAGCUGAUAAAAAAAACUGUAAAGAUGUAGCAGGUUACACCUUCUGAGUUUAACGAUAGUAGUGGGCGAAAGAAUGUUAGAAACUUUUACAGUCUGCUCUUGAAGGGAACAUAUUAGUAUUUUAAAGUGAAUGGCAGUUUGGUUAUGUAUAAAGAGCUUAUUUCAAUAGUGGUACAAGUCAAUUUUUGUUCAUUCUGAGAUACAGAGUCCUAAAGUUAAAAAAAUCUGCAGUUGAGAUACCAGAAAUAUUCAUGUAUUAUACUUGAAUAUUUCUGAUAUCUCAACUGCAGAUUUUUCAGCACUCAUUUAACUUUAGGACUCUGUAUCUCAGAAUGAACAAAAAUGGACUUGUACCACUAUUGAAAUAAGCCCUUCAUAUGUAACAGUCAUUUGGGAGAUCUAUCUAAUGUGCUAGAGAAAGAAGUAAAUCUGCUAUUGAGAGUAAGCCAGAUGAUCUUCAAUUGCUGGUUCCCCAAGGUAGCAUGCACUUUACUUUUGACAUUCUGUGACUUACUGUGAUGAGUCCCAGCAAUAUGUGACAUAACAUUUUAACUUAUUUACAUAAACUAAAAAAGUCAUUGUUCAGUUUUUAUAAUAUUUUUUCAUGUUUGAAAUUUCUCAGAGAAAUGGAAGGUGUUUGUUGUCAGCUACAACAGAUUUCAUACACAUAAAUCAUUUUGAAGCAUUAUGCUCACUAUGAUUAUGUAAUUGUUUUAUAGCAGCAUGUGUAGACUCUUUGUGUUCACUGUGUGUAUUACAAUUACUGUAAAUAAUGAGAGACUAUGAAGUAAAAGUAUUACUAGAGUAGUACUGUUUUAAAUUAUCUUAUUGUCAUGCUGUGAUAUGAGAGACAUUGUAAUUAUUGUUUUGUGCUGUUAGACGUAAUGGAACCUUCAAGUAAAUUUACAAAUUUGUAACCACUUAAUUAUCAACUUCACAGAAGAUCUGUCAUACAGUGUUAUGUUGUUUCUUUUAUAAAUACAUGAUACAUUUGGAGAAGUAUAAUUAGUUGGCUUUUUUUGCCAUGUUACAUAACUAUCAGUGUUCAGGCUCACCAAAUUUACUUCUCGACUCCUAACUGCUCCAAAGUAGCUUUUCAUCUGAAAAAAAGUGUUGUGAGAAUAAAUUGCAGACAUUUAGUUUUCAGUCUUUUUAAAUGGUUUAUCAUCCCUUUGCCAGCUUUUGAGGAGACACUCCAAGCUGAUCACCAGAUGGCGAAUAUUCAGAGAAAUGUACAGCUAAUUGAUAUUUUUAUUAAAUGACUGUGAACUUCCAUCUAGGUCUGCUUUGUGUUGUUACUUUCCUAUUUUCCAUAUGUGACAUCUUUUUAUCGUUCAUCUUAUAAUCUGCAGUCUUCUUGUGCAACAGUUUUAAUCCACCAGCUGUAUUUAUUUUAUACGGAUAAAUGUGAGAAAUGCAGUGCUUUGUGUGUACAUUAUACAACAUUCUAAGUGGAAUAGAGCAUGUGUUUUGAUGAAAGUAAGAUUUUUUGCCAGUUUUUUUCAAAUAUUUAUUUUCAUAAAUAGUAAUUAUCUUAUGUGAUGGGAACUUGUUUUUGCUAGAGUUUAAUGAACAUUAACAGUCAGUCAUAAAUUAUCUUUCAAAGAAAAUGAAAAUGGCAGUUGUAAUUUAUUCCAGUAAUAUACAUCACUGUUGAGGUAAAAAGCAUGAAAAGGAAAUAGUUAGCCAAUUUAUGUCAUAUGAAGUGAAUAGAUAUGUGAAAACUAACAUCAAAUUACACUAAUACUGGAAAGAAAGUGUGUUAAUAUUGGCAGUCUUAUGGCCUAGCUUUGUUUCUUGCUGUGGCACAUACAAAAAUGAGGCGACUUCAUUGCAAAAUUCCAGUUCGAUUUUUGGUGGAAAUGUGUAUACACCAUUGUCAGUUUACAUUAGUGGCAGGUCUCCAUGCGUACCUUGGUUACAACUGACAAAUUAAUUCAAAAUAGCACUGACAAA